AUGAAUAAUUCAGACAUUAACAAUCAGCAAUCAAAUGUGAACAUUAACCCUAAAUAUUCUAUCCCAUUUAAAAAGCCACUUUACUUCAAAUUCAAGGAUGUUAUUGCUAAAAAAUUUAAUCCAAUUAAACCAAAGCUUCCACUUUUCUUAAAAAAUAUGCAUGUUACGAUAAAUCAAAAGUUAUUUAUUAUUGCAGUUGUUACCACAUAUGUUGUUCAAAAUACAUUAGGUAUUUAUAAUUUUGACUUUUUUAGAAGUCAUUGGUUGA
Messenger RNA from Paramecium sonneborni, 268 nucleotides. The record is from the annotation of a GenBank genome assembly. Lineage: Eukaryota; Ciliophora; Oligohymenophorea; Peniculida; Parameciidae.